Molecule: messenger RNA, 527 nt
Organism: Lytechinus variegatus (green sea urchin)
Lineage: Eukaryota; Metazoa; Echinodermata; Echinoidea; Temnopleuroida; Toxopneustidae
Product: 40S ribosomal protein S27-like
Exons: 4
Coding region: 89-343 (84 amino acids)
Biological process (GO): ribosomal small subunit assembly; translation
Cellular component (GO): ribosome; cytosolic small ribosomal subunit
Molecular function (GO): RNA binding; structural constituent of ribosome
Source: RefSeq, a predicted model, not a curated record
CAGCUAUCACUCGGUAUCGAGUAGUACACAAUUAUUAAAGACGAGUUCAAUUCCCUUUCUAUUGAGAAGAGCAUGUUUAUUGCCAGCCAUGCCACUUGCACGAGAUCUACUAAACCCAAGCCUUGAGAGUGAGAAGAGGAGGCACAAGAAGAAGCGUCUUGUGCAAAGUCCUAACUCUUACUUCAUGGACGUGAAGUGCCCAGGCUGCUACAAGAUCACAACAGUGUUCAGCCAUGCACAGACUGUUGUUUUGUGUGUAGGUUGCUCAACCGUGCUCUGCCAACCCACCGGAGGGAAGGCCCGACUAACGGAGGGAUGCUCCUUCAGGAGAAAAGCUCACUAAAUGUGGGAGUGGAUUGGGAGUAAAAAGGAUAAAACCGUGGGUUGAUGGAGCACCGCCACACCUCUGCUGUCUUGUAAGAUGAUCUUGGAGCGUACGCAGCUAAAGAAGACAAGAGAAAGUUAUAUGUUAAUCACAUCAAUACAUGUAUUAUAAUAAAUGGUGUUUGGCCAUCGUCUCACAUCAA